This is a messenger RNA of Saccostrea echinata, 2420 nucleotides long. Its product is annotated as innexin unc-9-like. The transcript is spliced from 2 exons. Bases 322 to 1578 code for a protein of 418 amino acids. The record is from RefSeq and is a predicted model, not a curated record. Lineage: Eukaryota; Metazoa; Mollusca; Bivalvia; Ostreida; Ostreidae.
GUACAUCCAAAAAUGCACUCGAGGCUUUAAUAGAAAUUCCGUAGAACAGUACGUAAUACGCGUUCGUUAAUUAAUGUAUAUUUCUUUUUAAUUGGAUACGAGCAUUUGUCAAGAUCGCUGUGGGUGUAUUAUUGCCCGACUGGGACAUUCACGCGAGAGGUCGGGCCAGCUAGACCAACGAAGUUUCAAGCUCUGGAUGAGGGUCACGAAUUCAGUCCCCCGAUUAUACCUAAUCUGUGGAGAUAAUUAAUUUCAGUGUCUCUGAGGCGAAAUACAAUUUGGAAUACCCAAAAACGAUAGAGGAAGCAUUUGUCCUCAGAGAUGGGAGAAGGGGUGGAAGGUAUAUUAGGCGCGGUUCCCUCUAUCUCUAAACUCCGGGGGACCAACAACGAUGACUGGAUUGAUCGUCUCAAUCAUCGUUACACAGUUAUCCUCCUUGUUAUCUUCGCUGUUGUCGUCAGUACGGGCCAAUUUGUGGGCGAACCAAUUCAGUGCUGGUGCCCGGCCGAAUUUACAGAUGCAUAUGAAGCCUACACUACAUACAUCUGCUGGAUUUCUAAUACGUACUAUAUUCCCAUGGAGGAAACCAUUCCAAUUGAUAUUCGUACGCGACAGGAAGCGGAAAUAACAUACUAUCAGUGGGUACCCAUCAUUCUACUUUUCCAGGCGCUAAUGUUUAAAGUCCCGAAUCUUUUCUGGCGAUUUACUCAUAGCGCUUCCGGUGUGAAUCUGGAUAAGAUUGUCGCCAUGGCGGAGGAAACUCAACUUGGUUCUCCCGAUGAUAGAGCGGAAGCGAUCAAAAAUCUCGCCAGCUACCUGGACAAGUGGCUGGGAACUUACCAGGAGUACAGAAACAAUAUCUUUGUCCGUGCCAAGAAAAAAGCAGAGAGGUUUUGCUUCUUCAUCUGUGACCGCCGAGGUGGGACAUAUCUAAUAGGUCUCUUCAUCACAAUCAAGGUUGUCUACAUGGCUAACGUAAUUGGACAAUUUUUCAUCCUUAAUGCGUUCAUGGCAACGAAGUACAACCUUUACGGUUUUGAAGUGAUUCAAAAUUUGAUUGACAAUGAACCGAUGAUGGAGUCUCCGCGAUUUCCACGCGUGACCCUAUGCGACUUUCAGAUCAGACAACUACAGAAUCUUCAGCGUUGGACAGUGCAAUGCGUACUUCCUGUUAAUCUAUUCAACGAGAAAAUCUUUAUUUUCCUGUGGUUUUGGUUUUUUCUAAUCGCUUUCCUGACAGCUAUAAAUCUUUUAAAAUGGUUGUUCUACCAGCUAUACCAAAAUAAUAAAGUGCAAUAUGUUAAAAAGUACCUGAAAAUAAACAAUGAAAUCAAUACAGGUUUCGAUAAGAAGUUGUGCGCUAAAUUCUCCAGGGAAUAUCUCAGAAAUGACGGUAUAUUCCUUAUGUAUGUGAUUUCUAAAAACUCCACAAAUCUGGUUGUUACAGAUCUGUUGCACGAACUCUGGAAAAUUUUUAAGGACAAACACAAGCCACAUUCAAACAACAUUGACGAGCCUCUCUUGAACAGCGAGAAAGAACCUCUUGAAGGAGGCCAUCUUCACAACAGCUCAGCUUAGAUCUGCAAGUGAGUGCUUGCUCAAAUACCGAGGGGGUACGAAGAGUUCGUCCGACUUCCAUUGUGUUUCGGAUUCCCCGGAAGUGACAUGACCACAGUCCCAAGACUGUGAAUACCAGAAGAUGGAAAGUGCUCAUGUGAAGGAAUGCUUUCGAAUUUUGAUCGGAGAGACAAUUUUAUUAGGUGCUAUGGUUAUGUCGUUUCUUAAUUGUCAGUCUGAAUUUGAAAAAAAAAAAUAUACAUGUAUUACAUGACAAAUUAAUUUUCAACUUUAGGUUGAAAAUUAAUAGACGGAACAGUUAUAUAUAGUCGGGUUGUGUCUCAUUUCUUACCGGUAUCAGUAACAUGAUUUUUGUAAAGGUCCAGUGCAUUUUUUAAAACGACUCACAUUCGAAGAUAUUAACCGUUUUUGUAUAGAUAUACAAUGUACAUUUUUUCAGUCGCAGAAUCGGUUUGUUUAUUUUGUAUUUUUGGCGUAAUUGUAUGCUUCGUGGCAUUAUUCGUAAAUCGCUGUGAUUAACAUUGAUGUGAAGUUACACACAGUAAUGGUGCUAUUCAUCUAAUCGGUGACCAUUAUUUUUGAUUUAGCUUUGACAUUUUGUAAAACUAUGAAUGCUGAAUUUGAAAUUAUAAUAACGGAAUGUGAAUUAUUUGUUUUACUUACAUAUCAGGAGUUCUACUCGUUGCAGUAAGUUUACAAUGUUCCUUGCCAAAAUAUAUGGAGUGUUUUACGAUUUUUAUGGGUUUUUUUUCUUUUCUUUGUAUAACUUAUAAAAGUUGGCGUUUACAUUUUGUAAACUAACGAACUGUAUAUAAUUUCAUAGUAAAACAAUUCAAAACAUA